Messenger RNA from Mercurialis annua (annual mercury), 617 nucleotides. RefSeq lists its product as uncharacterized. NCBI's taxonomy places the organism in Eukaryota, Viridiplantae, Streptophyta, Magnoliopsida, Malpighiales, Euphorbiaceae. Bases 74 to 421 code for a protein of 115 amino acids. The transcript has a single exon. The record is from RefSeq and is a predicted model, not a curated record.
CCUCACACUACUCCUUAAUUUCUCUUACUAAUUAUCUGAAGAUAUAAGUUUAUACAGUUUCAAAGCUUUAAGCAUGUUGAGAGCACUGAGCACAAGGACUAGCCGUCGUGGGUACACAAGAUUAGUAGCUGAUGAAUCUGCGGCCAUCAGUCUUUUAGAUGAAAACUUGAAGAGGUCUAAAACACUGCCUGCUCGAUCAUAUGAUUUAACUGCUAAAUUAGCCUUCCCGCAUGAUAUUAAAGUGAAGCCUGCUCCUAAGAAGCUCAGCAAGAUUGCUACUCAUCCGCUCUUUACUCUCUUUGAUACUCGUCGGAAGAAGAAAACUACGGCGAAACCCGAAUUGGCAAGAUACUUGCAGUAUAUGAGGGAAGGUGGGACAUGGAAUGUCAAUUCUAAUGCGCCUGUCAUCUUCUACAAAUGAGAGAACAUUUAAUUACUCGUCUCUUGUUAAUUGUUAUUCGUUUCAUUUUUAUAAUUUUAAUUUUAAUGUGAAAAUAUUGAAAUUUUAUUCCAUUCUAGCUAAUUGUAUGCGAGGGUUGGACAGUUUUUUUUUAAAAUAUAAUGUGUAACAAAAUUUAGAGAUUUAUUGAGAACCUGGAAUAUUUCUAUUCGACCAA